UAAAGCUGAAAGUAACCAGGGAGUUACAGCAAUACCACUCAUGCAGUAUUUGGUGGUGUUGUGUUGCAGAGGUGAGAGCAGCCAGGGAUCUUCUAGAAGUGAAGGUACACUGUGGAAUCCCCAACAAUACAGUCUUAGAAGAAUCGGACAGAGGAGAAAAGAGGAAGAGGCAGAAACGAGUGGUGGGAGGAGUGCCGGCACAACCGACUCAGAUCCAAUGGCAGGUGGCGAUACAGGAGGGGAGUCAUAUCGACUGUGGUGGGGCAUAUAUCGGGGGAUGCUGGGUGCUGACCGCCGCUCACUGUGUCAGGCCCAAACCAGAGGUGUACUGGAUCAAGUUCAGUCUCUGGAAGAAGAGAUCAAUUCAGGGAACAACAGACAUCGUUCCUGUCAAGAACAUCAUCAUACACCACAAGUACAAUGCUAACACGUAUGAGAAUGACAUAGCCCUGAUAGAGAUGGAGAAGCUUCCAUUCAAGUCCCAAUGUUUUGAAGAGAACCCAGCAGUCAGUGCUGUGUGUGUUCCCUGGUCCGUACAACUGUUCAACCCCAACCAUACCUGCAGCAUAUCAGGCUGGGGGAGGAAGAAAGAUGGUUCGUCAUCUGAUGUGCUGCUCUGGGCCAACGUCUCUCUGAUCGCCAACUGUCAGGGAUUCUACGGCCCGCGUUACUUCGACGGAAUGAUGUGCGCAGGUGAUCUGGAGGGCAACGUGGACUCGUGUCAGGGUGAUUCUGGAGGUCCUCUGGUGUGCCAGGACUCUCUAGGUGUUUCCUACCUCUGGGGUAUAGUCUCCUGGGGGGAGAAGUGUGGGCAGGCCAAGUUCCCUGGAGUGUACACUAAAGUGGCACACUACUUCGACUGGAUCCGCACUCACACUGGCUGGGCUGCUGUCACUAAAUACAACCUGUAAUAUCACCCCACCUGGUGUCCCAGGUCUAAAUCAGGCCCUGAUCUGGGCUGCUGUCACUAAAUACAACCUGUGACGUUGAUAUAGACCAGGGGGUAUUUUCAAAUGUUACCGUUUGAUCUCUGGUCUACUGCUGCUUUUCUGUUGUACCUGAUCUUUAAUACCAUCCCACCUGGUGUCCCAUAUCUAAAUCAGGCCCUGAUCAUUAAUACCAUCCCACCUGGAGUCCCAGGUCUAAAUCAGGCCCUGAUUAGAAGGGAACAAUGGGAAAAAGCAGUUGAACUGGCUUCCAGUCCAGAUUUGAAUUUGAGCGAUAUAGCCUAUUCAUACAUAAUAAAUCGUUAUUACAAUGUUAUACUUUGUUUAUGCUGGAUGAUGUCAAUAAAGAACUUGAGAACCCA
Molecule: messenger RNA, 1309 nt
Organism: Oncorhynchus masou masou (cherry salmon)
Lineage: Eukaryota; Metazoa; Chordata; Actinopteri; Salmoniformes; Salmonidae
Product: complement factor I-like
Exons: 6
Biological process (GO): proteolysis
Molecular function (GO): serine-type endopeptidase activity
Source: RefSeq, a predicted model, not a curated record